Papilio polytes (common Mormon) is the source of this 2136-nucleotide messenger RNA. It is a transcript of the gene cN-IIIB, whose product is annotated as 7-methylguanosine phosphate-specific 5'-nucleotidase. Gene Ontology annotation, cellular component: cytoplasm. Gene Ontology annotation, molecular function: magnesium ion binding; 5'-nucleotidase activity. The coding region runs from base 203 to 1111 and encodes 302 amino acids. The transcript has 6 exons. The record is from RefSeq and is a predicted model, not a curated record. Lineage: Eukaryota; Metazoa; Arthropoda; Insecta; Lepidoptera; Papilionidae.
UCAAAUGUUUUAAUUCAAAUUUCAAUUCUGUUUUCAAGGACAAGGCUAUAUUGAUAGCGUUCGACUUCUUCGAAUUGCAAUCCUAUUGGAAUCUAUGAGUGAAAGCCUCGUCUUUGUACAACGGUUUUAAUUCCUUUAUCACAAUAAGAUAGUGUUGUAGUGUUUAAAGUUUUAGCAUUAAAUUGUCACUUAGCUUUUAGCCAUGUCAAGUGAAAAUAAUGAGACUAACUUAUUGAAAAGUAUUGACGAUAUACCCGAGUUAAAUAAAGAUAAUGUCCAUAUUCCGAACAAGGAGGAAUUGUUAAAAAAAUUGAACAAGAUGAUCAAAGAUGGGAACAGGAUGCUGCAGAUCGUUACUGACUUCGAUCACACUUUGACCAGGCACACAAUGGAUAAUGGAAAAUCGGUAUUAACUAGUUUUGGUAUGUUCCGGGAAUGUCCAUCAAUUCCUCAGGAAUACAAGGAUGAGGAGAUUAGGCUGGCCUCAAUAUAUAAGCCAAUAGAAGUGGACCCUGUUAUGAGCAUUGAGGAGAAAACAAAGCAUAUGAUUGAUUGGUAUCAGGCAGCACACAAACUCUUGCAGGGUAUGAAAUUUCCCAAGCAGGAGUUAAUGGAUAUUGGGUACAAAAUGGUAGAGUGUUUUAGGACGGGCGUGCAGGACCUGAUCCUGUGGAGUGAGCGGCACCAGGUGCCAGUGCUGGUGUUCUCCGCAGGGCUUGGAGAGUCCGUGCUCGCCGCACUCAAGGCCGCGAACUUUCUCCUGCCACAUGUCAAGGUGAUAUCAAAUUUCCUGGCAAUGGAUGAGUCGGACACGAUAGUGGGCAUCAAGGGGGAGGUGAUCCACACGUACAAUAAAAACGAGGCGGCCAUCAAGGACACGGAGUACUUCUCGCUGGUGCAGACGCGCAGCAACGUGCUGCUGCUCGGCGACAACAUCGGCGACGCCGGCAUGGCGCAGGGCAUGGACCACUGCCACGUCGUGCUCAAGGUCGGCUUCCUCGGCCGCAACGCGCGCGCCAACCUGCACAACUACCUCAACACAUUCGACCUCGUGCUCGUCGACGAGCCCACUAUGGAUGUGCCCAACGCCAUACUCAAACUUGUGCUGUGAUUUAAGAUUUAUUUUGAUACAAAUUUGAUAUUAUUUUACGAUUUGAGAUUCGCAUUGCGAAUGAAUGAUGAUAUCGAGGUUUUUCGUUGAUAGCAUAAAAAAUAUUAAAUGUACACUUGGGGAAACUGGCAGUGUUCCACUUUAAAGCUAGUUGUAUAUACAUUUGAUACACAUUAUGAUGAUAGAGAUUUUAAAUAUGUCUGAAAGAAAAAAACGCGGUGAGUCGUAUACGGUUAGUCAUUAUUUAUUCCGCCAUUUGUGCAACUCACUAUUACCUAAGUGGUUAUUUGUCUGAUUUUUGCCAAGUUUGACUUUUUGCAAGGAACAAGUUUUUCUGUAAGUGGAAUACUGCAGAUAUCCGCGACUGUACAUUGUGAAAGGUUGUUGUAAUAUUUUGUAUGCCAAGUCCUAUUUAUUCGUGAAACUAUUAUAGGAGUAAUAUUAGUCACCAACGAUGGUAGAAUACAAAAAUUUUGAACUUGUAAGUUAUAAUUUGUUUUCGGGAUUACAAUAGGAUUAGCUAUAUACAAACACAUUUUUAGAAUGUAUUUUUACUACGAAAUUUUCAGUAUAUAAUUUAAUUUGUACCAUCUGUGUAAUAGUGGAUUUUGAAUUUGGCUUUUCACUGACUUAAAAUGAUUUUAAACCUUACUCUAAGUAUAGGUUUAAAGUAAUUCGAAAGGGUGCUUAUGAUUUAUGAAACUUGUUAUUGUUUUCUGUUCUUAAAAUUUAUUGCGGGUGUUUAUGAAUCUAUCAUGUUUGUUUAUAAAACAAAACGGGUCAAGGCAAUUGCCAUAUUACGUAAAUCUCGAUAGAGAUUGAACGUAGGGAUUGCGAAAAAUAAAACAAUUUUAAUGAAAUUAAAUAUUUUGUUAUUAUUAUAAAACAACACGUACGGACAAAUUGUAUUUUCUAGUCAUUGCGAUACACAACCACCCCCCCCACUCAUAUAUGCAACUUUUAAUAUUAUCACAACAUAAAUGCAGUUUCGUCGUUUUAAUUUAAAUUAAUACAUUGAUUCCAAA